Messenger RNA from Tribolium madens (black flour beetle), 1374 nucleotides. RefSeq names its product probable tRNA N6-adenosine threonylcarbamoyltransferase, mitochondrial (gene Tcs4). Lineage: Eukaryota; Metazoa; Arthropoda; Insecta; Coleoptera; Tenebrionidae. The record is from RefSeq and is a predicted model, not a curated record. Gene Ontology annotation, cellular component: mitochondrion. Gene Ontology annotation, biological process: tRNA threonylcarbamoyladenosine modification. The coding region runs from base 93 to 1352 and encodes 419 amino acids. The transcript has 5 exons.
UUUAAGUCGCCUAACCUUAAAAUAUAAAAUUUUAACAAUUUUUCAGUUUUGUGUGGUUUUGCUGGUGUAACGGUUGUGCUCAAGUGACAAGAAUGAAUAUCAUAAGUUCCAAGAGUAACCUGUUUGUAAAAACGGCAAAAGGGACAAUUCUUAAUUAUUCGAAGUUUUCCACUCAAAGGAGUCUCAUUUUGGGCAUUGAGACUUCUUGUGACGACACCGGUUGUGCUGUAGUUGAUACUGAAGGAAAUAUCUUAGGAGAGGCUCUUCAUUCUCAACAUUUAAUACACUUAGCUAAUGGAGGUAUAAUUCCCCCUAUAGCUCAAAAUCUACACCGUGAAAAUAUAGAAACUGUCGUAAAUACAGCUGUGAAGAACUCAAAUAUUAGUUUUAGGGAUUUAGCAGGAGUUGCGGUGACUGUAAAGCCAGGUUUACCAAUGUCGUUAACAGUUGGGAUGAAGUAUGGGAAAUAUUUAUGCCAUCUUUACAACAAACCUUUUAUACCAAUUCAUCACAUGGAAGCUCACGCAUUAACAGCCCGCUUGCAUGAUAAAACCCUCGAGUUCCCCUUUUUAGCCCUUUUAAUAAGUGGGGGCCACUGUCUUUUAGCCGUAGCCAAAGACGUUGAUAAGUUUUUCUUACUGGGUAGCACCCGCGAUGAUGCUCCAGGAGAAGCCUUUGACAAAGUUGCCAGAAGAAUGAAAUUAACAAACCUAGCAGAAUUUUCCAAACUUUCAGGAGGACAAGCAAUUGAAUUAGCGGCUUCACAAGCAGAAAAUCCUCUACAAUUUAAAUUCACAAUCCCACUUGCACAAUACCGAGACUGCAAUUUUAGUCUAGCUGGCUUAAAAACACAAGUUAAGGUACAUUUACUCACAGAGGAGAAAAAACAUAAUGUGCCCCCUGACGGUUUAAUACCAGAUGUGUUUAAUUUAUGCGCUGGUUUUCAAUUGGUUGUCACAAGACACAUUUGCCAAAGAGUACAAAGGGCGAUGGUUUACGCCAGCAGGAAACAAAUGAUCCCGGAAAAUAGACAAACAUUGGUGGUUUCAGGGGGCGCUGCAUGUAAUAAUUUUAUUGCAAGGGGGCUACAACUUGUCUGCGAUGACAUGAACUACAAACUCGUGCGUCCACCCCCGAAAUUAUGCCUCGAUAAUGGUGUCAUGGUUGCAUGGAAUGGGGUUGAGAGAUGGAGGGCGAAUUUAGGGGUCCUUCGUGAUUACUCCAGUGUGGAAAUUCAGAAAUCAUGUCCGUUGGGAAUAAGUCUCAUUGAUGACGUAGUCAAAGAAAGUAUCAGUUGCAAGUGGACAAAGUUGACAGAACUGAAUUAUGCUCAAUUUAGACAGGAAAAAUAAAAUUUGUUUUAUUUAAACUAGU